Molecule: messenger RNA, 2589 nt
Organism: Rotaria sp. Silwood2
Lineage: Eukaryota; Metazoa; Rotifera; Eurotatoria; Philodinida; Philodinidae
Source: the annotation of a GenBank genome assembly
AUGUUCAGAUCUUUACCAUCUGAUGUUCUCAACUAUCAAGAUGAUAAUUUUUACCAAAUAAUAAAAGAAAGAUGUGGUGAUGAUGUAUUAGAAUUUAUGAAAGUUUUGGGCAUUUCAUCUGUCCAGUCAUUAUUGGGAGUAGAGAAUUUAUUUGAUUGGUUACAAUUUAAUUCGGAAAAACUAAAAAUGAUCAAAAAUAAAUUAGCUUUUCAGCAUGAUGAUGGUUUUGUUGAAGUUAAAUGGGGCAUUCAGAACUCGUUAGAACGUUUAAUUCGAGAUUUACAAACAGCUAAUGGUAAAAAACAACAGGCAGCAGGAUCAACAAUCUUACACGAUGAUGAUGUAACUCUCUCAUCAAUUUUUCUUCAAAAACAUCCUGUGUUAAAAUCUUUAAUUAAUUAUUAUCAAACAAUAGAUAAUGAAAAUAAUGAAAAUAACUCCGAAGAUAUUUCUUUUUUAACUUCUUUUCUUGACAAUAUUAGUAACAAUUUAUGUCGUUCUAAAAACACAUAUCGUUAUAAUGAAUCUGUACUUCGAUUUGCAAUAUCAUUUUAUAUAUUAAGCGGAAAAAUGGCAUAUGAGUUUGUUCGAAGGAACAUACCUGGCGCUCUUCCAGCCUUAACCACUGUUCAAAAACUUAUUUCAAAUACAGAUUCUCGAAUAAAUGAAGCAGAUUUUCGUUUUAAUUCAUUAAAAGCACAUAUGAAUUCUCUUAACACAACUAUUGCAUUUGCUUCGGAAGAUUGUACUGCAGUUAUUAAGAAAAUAUCUUAUGACAGUCUUACUAAUUCUUUUGUUGGUUUCGUUACACCUUCUAAUAAUGGAAUACCUCUUGAUCUGCACUACCAAACGGACUCUUUUGAACAACUUCGUGAGUGGUUUUCUACUGAAGACCGUUCACCCUUACUUAACAUCCAUAUGAUUCAGCCCAUCACAAAAAUGCAGAUGAUACCAAAUCCAUUUUUACUUUGUGCUUUUGGUACUAAUAAUCAAUAUGAAUCGAUCGAUAUUAUUCGUCGAUGGAUUUGGACAUUCGAACAAAGUUUAUUAAAAAAUGUUCGUAUUAUUGGAUUCUCCACUGACGGAGAUCCAAAAUACCUGCGCGUAAUGCGCCUUAUUACCGGCUUUUUUGCUUCACUGCCCAAUAUAAAAUUAAGUAGUUACAGGGAUGCAUUUCAUGUUAACAUUCCAAAAGAAUGGGAUUGGUAUUUUCUUAAUAAUAGUCAACUGUUUUUAUGUUUUCAAGAUGCUACACGUCUUUGCACAAAAUUACGUAACAGAUUAUUAUCUCGUGUAGCAAAUUUGUUAAUCGGUAAUAGUUGCAUUUCUAUUAAUCAUCUCUCAACAUUAAUUGAAAAUGUUUCUAAAUUACGACAUGGUUUAGUAAAAUCUGAUAUAUAUCCAAAUGAUCGCCAAAACUUUAACUCCUGUAUUAAGAUUUGUAGCGAGGCUGUAAUUAACAGUUUGAUGGUUAUACCUAAUACUGAAGGUACAAUUAUGUAUCUUCGUUUACUUCGUUCAAUUAUGAUUGCUUACAUAGAUAAGGAUACAACUUCAAUUGAUCGACUUUAUCAUGCUUGGUUUUCAGUCUUUAUUAGUCGAUGGUGGUAUAUGUGGCUUGAGCAUAUGUCAAAAGUUGAUUUAGAUAACCAUCUAUAUAAAUUUAAUGAUAUUGUAAUUAAUCAGGAGAAAAAAAACGAUAAAAGGCAAUUUUUCAUUACCAAUAGCGCUUAUCAUUCAAUUGAAAUCAAUGCCCACCAACUUACAUAUCUUGCUUUGUUAGUAAUAGAAAAAAAAUUACCACCUGAAGCGAUGAAUAUUUAUUUAUUUAGUUCUCAAACAUGUGAAGGAAUGUUUAGGUCAGCCCGUUCAAUGUCUGGCACAUUUUCUUCUGUAGUAAAUUUUAGUAUACAAGAAUUUCUGAGUCGAGCUCAAAAGUUAUCUCUUUUACACAAAAUUAAAACUGAAAGCGAGUUUUCUUCAACUAAUGAUGCUCUUAAUUUCCCGAAACAUUAUAAACAAGGAAAGAAAUUACAAAAAUCAGCAAAUACAAUUCCAAAUAAUAAUGUACUCAACGCGGGCAUGAUUACAAAAAUAGUUUCUCAAGCUUUUACUGAUGCUACUAAAUUAUUAUCUAGUUUCCAACUUAAAGAAAUUCUUGAUGAAAAAAACAUAAUAAAUAUGAAUCAACUGAGCAAUUCCAUUAGAAAAGUGCUCAAUAAAAAAGUAAAUAGUGUUGAUUAUUCUAACUUAUAUGAAGAAACGGAUGAAAUAUCGAAUUCGGAAUAUGAAUUAGAUGUUAUAUUAGAUUCAGAAAGUUAUAUUGAAAAUGAAGAUCAACAAUUUGAUGAUGAACAGGACGAUACAUCAAGUGUCUCAUCCAAUGGAGUCUUAUAUGGUUUACAGGGUGCUACGUUUUCUGGAAUGUGGGUAUUUGAUAAAGUUCGUGCAGAAUUAGCAAAAUCGUAUUUUGAAGUGGAAAUAGAUGGUAAGAGAAAAUUCAUUCACAAGCAGACCGCUUGUUGGCUCUUAACUGAAAACAAAGCAGCCUUAUCAAAUGAUCGUCUCACUCGUGUAAUGCAAAAAUAG